Patella vulgata (common limpet) is the source of this 3514-nucleotide messenger RNA. Its product is annotated as muscarinic acetylcholine receptor M1. Gene Ontology annotation, molecular function: G protein-coupled serotonin receptor activity; G protein-coupled acetylcholine receptor activity. The coding region runs from base 602 to 2755 and encodes 717 amino acids. The transcript is spliced from 3 exons. Lineage: Eukaryota; Metazoa; Mollusca; Gastropoda; Patellidae. The record is from RefSeq and is a predicted model, not a curated record. Gene Ontology annotation, cellular component: dendrite; plasma membrane; synapse. Gene Ontology annotation, biological process: G protein-coupled receptor signaling pathway, coupled to cyclic nucleotide second messenger; adenylate cyclase-inhibiting G protein-coupled acetylcholine receptor signaling pathway; chemical synaptic transmission.
GUCACGUGUAGACAAUUUUUAUAAACACGACAGUGGUACUGUGAUAAGCAAUGUACAUGUAUAGCAUUUGUCACAUAGUUUGCGGAGAUAUACACACACACAUUCAGACCAGAAAUUUCUAAAUAGUUUGAAUCUAUUCCGGGACGUGUUUUUUGGGGAUUAUUUAAACUUCAAUCAGCAUAGUUAAAUGUGUACACUUGUGUGUUGGCGUGUGUUUGUAUUUAUUUGGAAUUAAUGUGGAUUGAAAAAAGUAGCAGUGGAGAUUUACAUACAACUCAUAUAGUCACUGUGAAUGUGGUGCUUCUUUUGCCAAAACAACAUUGUUAUAUAAUCGGAUAUGUAGUUCAAGUUAUGAGUUAUCAAAAGACUAACACCUGUGUUCCACAAAGUUAGCUAGAGAGAAAACCAGCUCAACAGGGGAAAUUAUGUUUGGCAUCCAGGAGCAGAUUGUAUGUGAUUACUAUAGACAGCUAGCGGAAGAUUAUUAAUACCGUUUUUCAUCACCGUGUGUAUUUAUUUCCCCUAUUUGCUUCUGUAUGAAAUACCUUCAGGAAUCGUGAUAUCCGUUAUUCAAGGAGUGAUUGUGUAAAAUGUGUCGGAAAUGGCCGCUUGGAAUGGAACUACAAACACCGUGUCACAAAUAUCAGUUAGUACCCAGAUAGCUCAGGUUGAAUAUAUGUUAGUGAAUUCGCCAAAAUCCGCGUCGUUUCUAGAUAUCUUUAAUGCUUCCAUUCCGGACAAUCCGCAGACACAGCAGUAUUUCUCUUCAACAGUGAAACCUUCCAACAAUUUCACGCCUAACGCCAUAUUUGAAACGUCGUCUGCCAUUGCGUCGAUUAUAUCCUCAAAUGCCGAUUAUGAUUAUGAUAGCAACUGGACAUUGUCAAAUUUGAAUUCUUCAUUAGUGAGCUCUGAUGUUACGCGUUCAACUUUGGAAGUGGCGAUUAUAUCGUUUUUAGUAGUGUUACUGUCGCUUAUGACGGCAGGUGGGAAUUUACUAGUAAUAUGGGCAUUUAAAAUAGAUCGUCGACUUCAAACCGUAAGCAAUUAUUUUCUGUUAAGUUUAGCAGUGGCAGAUAUAAGCAUUGGGGUUGUGUCGAUGCCCUUCUACACGGUCUAUCUUCUUAUGGAUCAUUGGCCACUUGGAACUCUUUUAUGCGAUAUCUGGCUUUCCUUGGAUUACACAAUGAGCAAUGCAUCAGUGGCUAAUCUAAUUAUUAUCAGUUUUGACAGAUAUUUGUCCGUUACCAGACCCUUGACUUAUCGGGCUAAACGAACUCCUAAACGUGCUGGCUGGAUGAUUGGGUGUGCUUGGGUGAUCUCGGCCUUGAUGUGGACGCCCUGGAUCUUUGCCUGGCCUUAUAUAGAAGGUAAACGAACAGUCCCCGAAAACGAUUGCUAUAUUCAGUUUCUGAAAACUAAUCAGUAUAUAACCAUCAUUACGUGCAUGGCUGCUUUUUAUGUGCCCGUGUCCAUAAUGACCAUCAUAUAUUAUCGAAUUUAUCGAGAGACGAGAAAGAGACAGAAAGAUUUAGCAGGAUUACAAGGAGGGAAGGAAGGGAAGGGUAGCAAGGGUAGCAAGAAAUCAACUCUAUCUAGUGAUGAGGAGGGUUAUUCAAGCUUAAGUGAAAAACGUAGUCCCUCCACGGAACUUGGUAAUUCCAUAAAACAUAAAAACUCCUGUAAAAAGAAGUUUUUCUCGUGUUUGAAAAUAGAUCGGGAUUCAGAUUACGCCGAGGAAUCCAGUUCUAGCGAUCAAACAGCUUCUCCCGGUAAUGCCAACAUAAUUGUGUCAGAAUCUCAUGAAUAUAUCCCAGUGAACACCAAUGUAAAUAAACGUGUUACCCCUAGCAACCAUAUUAAUCAGACUUCCAUUAAAAGGGGCAAACACAAUGAUCAGAUGUGUAUUAGUGGUUCCCUUAUACCUCUGUUACCCGUAGAAACACCCCUGUCUUCCCCCACCCCCUCAUCUUGUCAUGAUAUCACCACGUCUUUUUCACGACAGACUGAUUUGUCGUCUAUUCCUCUUGCAGAGGAAGACGAUGACGUCAUUGAAGAAGAAAAGGAUAAAAUGUAUACAGUGUUUAUCAAACUCCCUCCAAGUGAUAUAGAGGACCAACAGCCUUCUAUUCGUUUGGUUCCUGAUAGUGACGUAGAUAGUAUAUGUGACACAGGCCACCACAGGACACAUGGUGAUAGUGAUUCUAGUGAUGAUUGUCAUCCUGAUUUAAAUGAUGAAGACGACGAUGAGGAGGAGGAAGACCGGAAUCGUAUUGUUCCACCCGUUCGUCCUCCAACCGGAACGCCCGCCAUGGCUAGACGGGCACACAGCAACGAUACCGCCCGUGUCGCCAUGCAGGCCAAGAUGGCGGCUAAAGUUGCCAAUAAAGUACGAAAACAACGAGCUCAUCAUAAAUUGCAUUCCAAAAGACAUGAAAGGAGGCAGGAUCAAAAAGCUGCUAAAACACUGACAGCCAUUUUAUUAGCCUUUAUCAUCACAUGGACACCGUAUAAUAUAUUUACAAUAGUGGAAGCCUACUGUACUGGAUGUAUAAAUGAAACUUUGUACGCUAUAGGUUACUGGUUAUGUUACAUCAAUAGUACAAUUAAUCCCUUAUGUUACGCGUUAUGUAACGCUAAUUUUAGGAGAGCAUUCUGGAGAAUCUUGACGUGUCGGUUCUCAGCCGAGAGAAGACCUGCAUUACAUAGGAUGAUGAUGCCACAAAUAAAUCCUGCAAACUUUUUACCAAGGUAAAAUAAGCAGUAAAAUAGGAAUUUAGCAAUAUGUGUUCGUGAUCUGCAAAUCUUGUGGUGAGCUGUUGUUUUUAGCACGAGCUGGUUGUCGUAUUUGGAAUUCCGAAGUGUUUAAGACAAAUAGAAGUAGUUCCAGGAAUUUAACUGUUGUUUUUCAAUUGUAAUGAUUUACAAUGUUAAGUGUUCAUCAUUCAGCAAAUUGUCCGUUCACGAUGGAAUUUGUCAGAAGAAAUGGGGUGCUUGUGGUUCAACUAAACAUUUUUGAAGGCGAUAUUGAAUUUAUUGUCUGUGGUAUCCGAUUUGUUAAUGAAGAAUGGUAAUCGACUUAUUCAUGUUUGACUAUACAAAAUAAUGAAUGCCACAAAAUUCGAAGAGGAAAGCAAAGUUAUUAAGGGCGUUGUUUCGUAAACAUGGUAUUUCGGUAAUUUUUAGACCCCCAAAAAACAACAAAAAAAAACCCAAAAAAAUCUUUUAUGGUCAUGUGCGCGUUUCCACUUACUCCUUUUCGAAUUCUGUCAAUCGAUUUUUGUACUUGCCAAUGUGUGCACGAGUGGUCAAUUAAAAGAAAGUUUAAAUUUUAUUUUAGAGGGAGGCCAUGUCUCAAGUUGAAUUACUUAAUAACAAUAGCAUUAUUAUUGUAUGUCUUGUGUGGUGUUUAAUUGGAAAGGGUUAUUUAUAUACUAUACUUACUCUUAAUGUAAAUAUUUAUACCUCUAUGUAUAUAAUAUUACUAUUUAAAUAAAUAAUGACAGUGCUUCGC